UGGUCUCAACUGAUAGAGGGCACAACACAACCUCAGAGUAUAUAAAGUAGGGUCUAAGCUAUGCGAGUAUGCAACAACAAAAAAAUAUUGACUUUAUGCGUUUUUAGGCUAUAGGUAUGGCGUUUGGUAAUGGCUUUGUAACCUCUUGUGAUGAGCUUUCUUAUAGGCUAGUACUGAACAGUGGGAGUGGCUAUUUGCAUAUUUGUAGACUGAUUCAUAAAUGCAGCAAGUGUCCUUGUUAACACCGGUUACCCCAUCAAAUGACCCAGUUGCAUUCAGUUCAUUCCUCAGUUUGACUCAUUUACUCACAUGACUUAUGAGACAGUGGCCCAGUUCAAAUGCUCCGUUCUAUGUUGACCCAUUUCUCCCCGGUUUCAGGGGGUCGAUCUUUACUUACACUGACAAGUUUGGUUGGUGCAGCCCAAAAGACUUGCUAAUUAAACUUACAACCACCAACAAACCCUUGACCCCUAUAAAUUCCCUCACAGUGGCUGUAAAUGUAGUUAAAAAAAUACUGCUGUGCUGUGUGCUUCCUGAUAUGUUAGUCUCAGUCAGGGAUGUAAUUCGUCAGGAAUUCCUGCUUUCUCGACAUUAUCCUCAAUUCCUGCAUAAUAGAAACUGACCUAUCCCCUAGUGAAAAUCUUGAUUUUCCUAUGUUGACUGUCAUGUGUGAACGACUUUGUCAACCACUUUGAAAAUAACCACUUUAAAAAGGUUGACGACAUCCGCUCCUCAUUCAAUCUGCCUAUUCAAUCCACAGGUCCCACUCACACGCUUUGACGUCUUUCUCCCCUUUCUCUCCAGAUGAAAUCCUGCGACUAGUGAGGUCAGACCGCCUGACAACCUACCCGCUCGACCCCAUCCCCUCCUCCCUUCUCCAGAACAUCUCUGGAGAUCUUCUCCCAUUCCUCACUUCCCUCAUCAACUCAUCCCUGACCACUGGCUGCAUCCCCUCUGACUUAACAAAAGCCAGAGUUGCUUCCCUCCUCAAGAAACCAACACUCUGUCAAACUACAGACCGAUCUAUUCGCUGCCUUCGACACAUGAACCAUCAGAUCUUCCUCUCCACCCUCUCAGGGCUGGGCGUUUCAGGCUCUGCACGCUCUUGGGUUGCAUCCUACCUGGCAGGCCGCUCCUAUCAGAAAUGGUGGAGUCCAUGAAGAAUGUGGCCGGCAUGGACGUGGAGCUGACGGUGGAAGAGCGGAACCUGCUGUCGGUGGCGUACAAAAACGUGAUCGGAGCCAGAAGAGCAUCCUGGAGGAUAAUCAGCAGCCUCGAACAGAAAGAAGAGAACAAAGGAGGCGAAGACAAACUAAAGAUGAUCAGGGAAUACAGGCAAACGGUGGAGACUGAGCUAAAAUCAAUCUGUAACGACAUUCUGGAUGUACUGGACAAGCACCUCAUUCCAGCUGCAAACACGGGAGAAUCAAAGGUUUUCUACUACAAAAUGAAGGGAGACUACCACAGGUACCUGGCAGAGUUCGCCACGGGCAACGACAGGAAGGAGGCGGCGGAGAACAGUUUGGUAGCCUACAAAGCCGCGAGCGACAUCGCCAUGAUUGAGCUCCCCCCGACUCACCCCAUCCGCCUGGGACUGGCACUCAACUUCUCCGUAUUUUAUUAUGAAAUUCUCAAUUCCCCUGACCGUGCAUGCAGGUUGGCAAAGGCAGCAUUUGACGAUGCCAUUGCAGAACUGGACACGCUGAGCGAGGAGAGCUACAAGGACUCCACGCUCAUCAUGCAGUUGCUACGCGACAACCUUACAUUAUGGACUUCAGACAUGCAGGGGGAUGGUGAAGAACAGAAUAAAGAAGCACUGCAAGAUGUGGAGGAUGAGACCCAGCAGUGAGACUUUACAGCUAAUACCCGAAACCUCCCUCUCCCUCCUAUUGCCUGCCCCGCUAACCCCAGGUCCUACUACGUGUCAGUGAGAGCUCACAAACUUGGCUUUUACUCCGACGUCCACUCGCUCUAUUUUUCCCCACCUCUUCUUUCUUUAAUUCUUUCUUUAUGUUCUAUCACUCUGUCUGUUAGCUCAUAGCCCCUCUGUGCUUCCUAGGGUUUUUAUUUUCUUUAAAAACAAUCCUAUUAAAUUCUCCUAUUUCAGUGGAAAUAAUAUACUUCCACGUUAAAACACAAGAGAAAAUGUAAAAGCUAAAGCUUCGAGCUGUUCCUGGUUGUUACCUUUUAUUGAUUUUUAUAACUCCUGUUGCAAGCCUGUAAGGUUCACGUCGUUCCCUUUCCUUUUUUUGUUGUUGCUUUUUUUCGUUUACAUUUUUGCCAUGUCAUCAGUUGCCAAGUGUGCUUGCUUGGGGUCGUCAACGUUCACACAAUUAACGAGUUGAUUUUUAAAACACAAACGUUUAACUCUUUUUCCAUACCUGUGAUGUCUUUGUGCUACUUUACGCUAAUCGUCUAAGUUUUUGGUCGGAAAUUAGGGAUGGUCGUGAAUUUUGACGGUUUGUAAAAGGGACAUUUUAAUGCCCUCUCUCGCUCUCUCGCUCUGUCGCUCAUUGCAAGACUGUUUUAUCAAUGGUGAUAGCUGAACUUCCCAUGAGUGUCUCUUUCUUUGCGAUCACCCCUCAAGUCCAGAGCAUGGACCAUGAAAGAGGCUGUAGCGCUGCUUUUUUACUCAUUGCUGACGUAAGGACACGAUGGCUUGUAGCAGUUGGAUGGGGGAAAAAACAAGAAUCUCCCUUUCUCUGAUGUUAGGUAAAGCAGGUUUGCAUUGGCACUGUCAAAACAAAAACAACCUUUGUUUAAAAAAAUAAAAACUUGCUUAUGUCAUCUUGUAUCCCCAUUCUGUUCCAGAAUGUUCCCUUUCUUUCUCUAUUUCUUUCUUUCUCUGUCAUGCCCCCAUAUUUUCUCUCUCUGUUCAGUAUGUGUAACUUGAAUCUGAUUUGUACUACUGGAUAUUCUGACUGGAGCCACAAGCACUGUCUGUAUUCUUACUGAAACACAGCAUGGAAAUUAACAUUAAACUUCAAAUUUAAAAAAAGGAACUUAAAUUAAAA
Messenger RNA from Salmo salar (Atlantic salmon), 3014 nucleotides. Lineage: Eukaryota; Metazoa; Chordata; Actinopteri; Salmoniformes; Salmonidae. The record is from RefSeq and is a predicted model, not a curated record.